Messenger RNA from Fopius arisanus, 2112 nucleotides. RefSeq lists its product as uncharacterized. The record is from RefSeq and is a predicted model, not a curated record. The coding region runs from base 1 to 2112 and encodes 703 amino acids. NCBI's taxonomy places the organism in Eukaryota, Metazoa, Arthropoda, Insecta, Hymenoptera, Braconidae. The transcript is spliced from 6 exons.
AUGGCGCAGGCCCAAACGGUCAAGCAACUCAUUAACGAUACUGAGACAGAGCUGGAACAUUUAAAGCGUCAUCUGGCAGAAACUGAACAUACCUUCUUAGUAAAUCAUGAAAAGGCUAAGGAAAAAGCAAUCAAUAUUGUUAACGCAACUUACGAAAAAGUCCAAUCUGAUGCGACGGCAGUCCGAAGACAAGGGAUAGAUACCCAAGUAUGCACUAAUGAACUGAACUUAGAGAUUACAAAAGCUCUGACGUACUUCUUAAAGCACUUGCAAGAAUGUUACAAUCAAUAUACUCUCCGCUAUCCUGAAAUGAACGCUGCGCUUGGUAAUCAAACGAAGGAAGGAGCGAAAUUGAAGGGAGAAUUGGAUGAAAUUUUCGACAAGAAUAAAAAUAAAGUGAAAAAGCCAUAUCCAGGCGUUCGCGACCUAAGAGUUGCAGUCAAAUCAUGGAAAAUGUAUAUUAUGAUGCUAAAGAAGUAUGAGAGUAGCGAUACUGCAAAUGCUAAAAAAAAUCUGGGGCGCUGCCGCAAAUCAUUACUCAAAUAUUUGAAGCAACAAUCAAAAUAUCACGAGCGCGAGGCGACCCACUGCAUCAAGAAUUUAACUGAAAAACCUGAAUUAGUCGCAGCUUCAACUGUAUCAAACGUGGAUAAUUUGAGCACUCUGCAGACAAAGGCCGAAUCGCUGAAGAAACAUAUGGACACAGUGAAGAAUAAUUUGAGGAAUUACAAACUUGAAUUGAUAAAAGCUGAGAAGGGCCUCCACACGAUAUAUGAAAAGAAAAGAGAAAUGGCAAGCAACGAGAUAGAAACAAGAGUUCGAGCGCUCACAAAUGGGAAUAAGACAGCUCUACAAAGGAGGAAGAAUGCAAGUGAGUGUAUCAGUGCAUUCUCCAACACAGCGAAAAGAAUUAUGGUCAACCGUGUUGGACAGAUGGACCAGUGCUUCCAACUAUAUAUUGCUCAGUACGACCAACUGAAAGAUUAUUAUAAAAACUUGACAAAGGAAGGAUACGGAUUGUAUGAGAAAUAUAAUGGUAUUCGAAAGAAUAUUGAAAUUAAUGAAGUAAUGCAAGUAUAUAGAAAUGUUCAUGAACUGAAAAAUUUAAUUGAAUCAUGGGAAGCUGACAUCAACUUGUUGAAAACGUAUGAGAAAGAAGACAAUGCAGUUGCGAAGAAGAAUAUUCAACACUGCACUAGUUCAUUGUCCGGUGCAAUGAAGAGACAAUUCGACAAGCUUACUAUAAAUGCUUGGCAGUGUAUCAAGUCUCUGCCUACAACAGAGACUCCAGUUAAACCACUCAUAACUGUAACUGAAUCAGCCGAGGCAGUAAAGUCAAAUUCCGAGGCUACGACUGUACCUGGAUUACAUCAGACAGUAAAACCAGCAACUGAGUCUGCACUUCAACCAUCGACGAUUGUAACUGGAUUAGAUGAGAAAGUAAAGCCAAAUACUGAGGUUGCCACUCAACCACCUCCAUCAGUAACGGGAUUAGAUGAGACAGUAAAACUGACAACUGAGGCGGCGACUCAACCCCCUACGACUGUCAUUGGAUUAGGUGAGACAGUAAAGCCACCAACUGAGGCUGUGACUCAGUCACCUACGACUGUAAUUGAGUUAGAUGAGACAGUAAAGUCAACCACUGAGGCUGCGACUCAAGCACCUACAACGGUAACAGGAUUAGAUGCGACCGCAAAGCCAACAACUGAGGCUGUGACUCAGUCACCUACGACUGUGAUUGAGUUAGAUGAGAUAGUAAAGUCAACCACUGAGGCUGUGACUCAAGCACCUACAACGGUACCAGGAUUAGAUGAGACCGCAAAGUCAACAACGGAUGCUGCGACGCAAGCACCUACAACGGCUGCGACUCAAGCACCUACAACGGUACCAGGAUUAGAUGAGACAGUAAAGUCAACCACUGAGGCUGUAACUCAGUCACCUACGACUGUGAUUGAGUUAGAUGAGACAGUAAAGUCAACCACUGAGGCUGCGACUGAAGCACCUACAACGGUAACAGGAUUAGAUGAGACCGUAAAGCCAACAACUGAGGCUGGGACUCAAGCCCCUACAACGGUCACACGAUUAGAUGAGACCGCAAGUCCAAACAACUGA